Molecule: messenger RNA, 1633 nt
Organism: Hippoglossus stenolepis (Pacific halibut)
Lineage: Eukaryota; Metazoa; Chordata; Actinopteri; Pleuronectiformes; Pleuronectidae
Gene: lysmd1
Product: LysM, putative peptidoglycan-binding, domain containing 1
Exons: 3
Coding region: 380-1048 (222 amino acids)
Source: RefSeq, a predicted model, not a curated record
UUUUCCCUGUGGCCCUGAACGCGGCAGCUGGACCCGCAGCCAUGGCAACACAUGUCAGAAGAACAGCUGAGAACUUGUGAGCUGCUGGUUAACCUGCUAACUAGGCGAGUUAACCCGGCAACUAGGUGGGUUAACCUGCGAACUAGGUGGGCUUGGUGUGACCGGGACUCGACAGGUAACGUAAACCAAGACGCAGUUCGAUUCCCGGAACACGCACACACACACACACGGUGCGUCCACGUCAGUUAAGUUGACGGGUUAGCGAGCAUGCUGCUAACUAAGCUGCUAGUUAGUUGGGUUAGUUCUCACGAUGUGAACACAGUGUAACUUGCGCUCCGCCGCCGUGUUGGUUCGGUUCCGCGGACUUCCCACCGCCUCCAUGUCCGGGGCACGGACGCCUCCUGCGGCCGACGGCAGCGGCCUGCUCCGGGGCAGCCGCAGCCGGUCGUACGGGAGCCUGGUCCGGUCCCCGCGGUCCCCGGUGCCCCAGAGGCGGAUCCAGCACGAGCUCCAGCCCGGGGAGACGCUGCCGGGCCUGGCCCUGAGAUACGGAGUCUCCAUGGAGCAAAUCAAACGAGCGAACAGACUCUACACCAACGACUCAAUAUUCCUGAAGAAGACCCUGUCCAUCCCUGUGCUGUCGGACCGGGACGUCCCCAGUAACGGGCUGGACUUGGCGGCUGAGGACGAUGCCGGCUGUGCUCAGAACGGACAAUCGGGCAGCGCCUCUGAGAAGAAGCCCUGUGACGGCAGAGAACGGGCGGCAGACAUGACCCCGGUGGGUUUCAUGAAAAGGUUGGAUGAGUUGAUCCACCGCUCGAAGGAAGCUGCAGUCAAAGGACACCAGGACGCAGAGAAAAGGGUCGCCGCCCUGGAAGCAGCUUGCACCAGCGGGACGUCCGACUGGCGGCGUCUCACGCAGUCACAGAGCGUCAGUGCUUCCUACGCAGCGCAGCAGCAGGAGGUGGCGUACAGGGCGAUGCCCCUCACCGUCACCAGGCUCACAAGGAAACUCCGAGACAGAGAGGAUGAGAUCUUCGAGCUGUGAAACGCUGGGUUCGACCGAGGGGAUCAUACGUUACAGAUAAAGGUUACUUGUGAUGAAAUUAAUCUCAUAAUGAGGUUUUACACUGACCUGUAAAUGGAAAGUCUUUCUAAAUGAAUAAUGCACCUUUUUGUAUUUGUAUUUAUUUGAUGAUAUGCAAGUUAUGAGUAUCUUCAUACAGCUGUGGGGGGGUUUUUACUUUCAGAGCUUGUUCCCACAAGUGUGUGAAAUGUAAAACAUGAGAAUUUACAGUCACGUGGGUUCAGUCAUAUGAUCGUUCAUAUCAAGUCAGCACGUGGUCGUGUGUCACGUUACCUCACGGCUUGAAAAUGCAAAAAGUGUCCAAGUCUUCCAACAAAGAAACUUAACGCCAUGAUAUGUAAAGUUUACACAGUCCGUCAGGUUCACUGUCAAACACAGAAUCUACCAGAAAUGUGUUUUUUCCUGAAUAAGUAAAACUACAAUGAAGCCAAGAAAAAAAAAAGACACCAGUUUUUUAAGAAUAUAUUUCCACAGCAAUAUUCUUUAUUUUUUAUGGAAAUGUUUCCAACGCCAUUUACUGUUUUUUUUAAAAGUUUAUUUUGAAGC